GUGAUUGGAGGAAAGGGCUCAGCCAUCCUGGGGGCCUCAAGGGUUGGACCGGGUGGUGUCCUUGGGACUAGGAGGAUCAGAGUGGGCUGGUGGGAAACAGGAAGUCUUUGAGCUGAGACUGCUCUGCCUUCCCUGGAGCUCAGAUUCUCUCCUUUUUCCUUUUGACCUGAGUUCUCUCUGCCUUCCCUGGGACCUAAGAUCGCUCUGCCUUCCAGAAGCCCACUCUGUGCAUGCAGAUCCCAGGGAGCCUGGAUUGAGAGAGAAUGGCUCCUGGGAGCAGCCAAGCCCCAGCCCAGGAGAGAGUGACAUACAAGGAUGUGGCUGUGGACUUCACCCAGGAGGAGUGGAGCCUCUUGGACCAUCCUCAGAAGGCGUACAAGGGGGUCAUGCUGGAGAAUGCCUGGAACCUACUAUCCCUGGGGCUUCCAGUUCCCAGAGAAGAUGUGGUCUCUUCUUUUGAGCAAAAGGAAGCACCAUGGAUGCUGGAGCAAGAAGGCCUGAGGAGCUGCUGUCUAGGAGACAUGAGACUGGAAGUGAAGGAGACUAUGGCAGAGCUAAGUCUUUCUGUGGAAGAAAUUCAGGAGCAAAGAUCCAUGGAUGAUGGUCCCUGUGACAUCACUUGGGGAGAAUUCUGUGCUCUACAUCAGAGAAUCCACACUGGAGAGAAACCUUAUGAAUGUAAUCAGUGUGGAAAGGCUUUCACGAACAGGGCAAGUCUGGCUCAACAUCAGAGAAUCCACACUGGAGAGAAAUUGUAUGACUAUAAUAUGUGUGGAAAGGGUUUUACACCAAGGUCCUGUCUUAAAAUACAUCAGAUAAUCCACACUGGAGACAAAUCUUAUAAAUGUGAUCAAAGUGGAAAGGCUUUUACCCAGAGGUCUUAUCUCAGUGUACAUCAGAAAAUCCACACUGGUGAGAAAUCUUAUGAAUGUAAUCAGUGUGGAAAGACUUUCUGAGGCAGCUCCAGUCUUGCUCAACAUCAAAGAAUUCACACUGGAGAAAAACCUUAUGAAUGUAAUCAGUGUGGAAAAUCUUUCUUACUGAGGGCUCAUCUUGCUAAACAUCAGAGAAUCCAUACUGAAGAGAAACCUUAUGAAUGUAAUCAAUGUGGAAAAUCAUUCCCACUGAAGGCUAAUCUUACUUUACAUAAAAGAAUCCACACUUGUGAGAAACCUUAUGAAUGUAAUCAAUGUGGAAAGGCUUUUAGAGACAAUUCCACUCUUGCUAGACAUCAGAGAAGCCAUACUGGAGAGAAGUCUUAUGAAUGUAAUCAAUGUGGAAAGGCUUUUAGAGACAGUGCCACUCUUGCCAGACAUCAGAGAAUUCACACUGGAGAGAAACCUUAUGAAUGUAAUCAAUGUGGAAAGGCUUUUACAGUCAGGGGCCUAAGGAACCCUUGAGGACAUUGCCAUUUCCUUCAGCACAGAGUUUCUAGGGCAUCACUCCCUUUUCUAGUGGAGGAGGUGUUACAGUGCCCCUCACUUCUGGGAUUAUGUUCCCACUGGGCUCAAGGGCC
Messenger RNA from Vombatus ursinus (common wombat), 1516 nucleotides. Its product is annotated as zinc finger protein OZF-like. Lineage: Eukaryota; Metazoa; Chordata; Mammalia; Diprotodontia; Vombatidae. Gene Ontology annotation, biological process: regulation of DNA-templated transcription. The record is from RefSeq and is a predicted model, not a curated record.